AUGUACCCAAAGAGCAAGACCCUCUUCUAUGCCAACGCGCUGGGUCCCAUCUCCUCUAUAAUCCUCUCCACUAUCAUCGUAGGCUCCUCCGGCAUGUACAACAAGGGUGUAGCCACGGUGGGCAGCAUAACCACAGGGCUGGGGGGCAUGUCAUCGGUGUGGGACAUUGAUCUGCACAACGAGUACACCGAUGAGGUCGCCCUCAUCGCGCUCUACGCUGCCUUGGUCUCGCUCGCUACCUCACUCACUCGCCUUCUCAAGAAGCUCCCCACUCUUGCUUUCUCAAGAAGCUCCCCACUCUUUUCUGUCGCCUCCUCCUCACCCUUCCUCAGCUCAACUCCCUCCCUCACCAACCCCUCUCCCUCCCUCGCAUCCUCUCCUUUCCACGCCUCCUCACCUCUUGGUCGCCAGCUAAUUGCCUCAUGCUCCUGUCAAACCCUCAAUCGCACCCAUUUCCCAACCAAACUCACACUCAUAGCCUACGGAGCCAUGAACCUCUCAGGCUCCUUCACCUCCUGCUAUGUCGCCACAGGCUCCUUCUCCCGCACGGCAGUGAACAUCCUAGCGGGGGCGCACACGGCGCUGACACAGAUCAUCCUCUCCUUCACCAUGCUUAUCGUGCUGCUUGCUGCUGCUCCCGCCUUCAAAUAUGUGCCCGCUGUACGGCCCCUCAUUCUUCCCCCUCCUUUUGCCGUCCAAUCCGUGCAUAGUGCAAGUUUCCCCUCCGUCCGGUGUGCCCGCUUCCACCUUCCCUCCGCUUCCACUUUACCUCCGCUCCCACUUUACCUCUGCUUCCUCCUUUUUACUUUCACUUACCUUCCAAUACGCUCCCAGAGUAUACCCCACUUCCCCCACCUUCCUCCUGCCUUUUGCCUCCUGUGUCCUGCCUUUUGCCUCCUGUGUCCUGCCUUUUGCCUCCUGUGUCCUGCCUUUUGCCUCCUGUGUCCUGCCUUUUGCCUCCUGUGUCCUGCCUUUUGCCUCCUGUGUCCUGCCUUUUGCCUCCUGUGUCCUGCCUUUUGCCUCCUGUGUCCUGCCUUUUGCCUCCUGUGUCCUGCCUUUUGCCUCCUAUGUCCUGCCUUUUGCCUCCUGUGUCCUGCCUUUUGCCUCCUGUGUCCUGCCUUUUGCCUCCUGUGUCCUGCCGUGCCUCCUUGUGUGGUGGGAGCAGUCAUCGCCAAUUCUGUGCUUAACCUGCUGGACUUUAAAGCCGCAUUUCAAAUCUGGAGGGUGAACACGCUCAACUUCAUACUCAUGCUCGCCUGCUUCCAUCGACCCUUGUCCCCUGGUUUCCCCUCCCACCUGUCCCCCUCCUCCCCCCCGUUCUCAGCUGGACUUCAAGGCAGCGUUUACGAUCUGGAGGGUAGACAAACUAGAUUUCAUGGUCAUGCUCGGCUGCUCCCAACACCUGUUCCCCCUAUUGACCUAAACCCUUUCUCCGUUCUUUCCCCCCAUCAGCUCGACUUCAAGGCAGCGUUUACGAUCUGGAGGGUAGACAAGCUGGACUUCAUGGUCAUGCUCGGCUGCUUCCUCGGGAUCAUCUUCGGCUCGCCCGAGAUCGGCCUGCUAGUCGCCUCCGUCCUCUCUGUCCUCAAGCUCCUCCUCCGCAUUGUCCGCCCGCACAUCCGCCUGCUCGGGCUGCUCCCGGGCGGCGCCGCUACAGCCGUGAGCGUGCUACAGUUCCCCAACAGCACGCUGUGCGAGGGGAUCGUGAUGCUGAGGAUUGAGAGCCCGCUGUACUUCCCUGCUGCGAAUUUCUGCCGGCAGCGCAUCAAGAAGCUCUGUGAUGCGUAUGCGAGGGGGUACCAGCAACCCGUGCGGCCUGCCUGUACUUUCCUGGGGCUGAUUUCAGCUCACACUCUCUUCCUCGUUGCGACCCUACGGCAUUGCAUUCUAGACUUGCCCGUCACGCAUGACAUUGACGUGUUGCCCAAUGCACUGCCCCUCUCUUUCCCACCAAUACUUCCACUCCCUCUCCUCCCUCUCAUCCCCUCACUCCCUCCCCCAAGUUUCUCCUCCUCCCACCUUCAACAUUGCAUUCCCAUGAGUGUCAUGCACGAUAUUGACGUGUUGCUUGCCGCAUGUCCUAUCCUUCCUUUCCUCCUCGCCUCCCAACAGCACUGCAUUCUCGAUCUGAGCGUCAUGCACGACAUCGACGUGUCGGGCAUCGACGGGUUGAAGGAGCUCCACCGAGACCUGUCUGAGAAGAGCAUUCAGCUCUGCCUAUCCAGUGCAUCAAGGGACGUGCUGCGCAAGCUGCUGGACGCCAAUUUCCUCGUCGAGAUGGGAGAGCAGUGGCUCUUUCUCUGCCUAUCCAGUGCAUCAAGGGAUGUGCUGCGCAAGCUGUGGGAUGCCAACUUUCUGGCAGAGAUGGGCGAGCAGUGGCUCUUCGUCACUCCUGCCGACGCCGUCAAGCUGUGUCGCUCCAUGGCCGUGGCUGCACCGGCUGUGAAGGAGCAGGACGAGCUGCUGGCAUCAGUUCAGGUGUAUGACAUCUAA
Messenger RNA from Closterium sp. Naga37s-1, 2493 nucleotides. Lineage: Eukaryota; Viridiplantae; Streptophyta; Zygnematophyceae; Desmidiales; Closteriaceae. The record is from the annotation of a GenBank genome assembly.